Molecule: messenger RNA, 372 nt
Organism: Colletotrichum costaricense
Lineage: Eukaryota; Fungi; Ascomycota; Sordariomycetes; Glomerellales; Glomerellaceae
Exons: 1
Coding region: 1-372 (123 amino acids)
Source: RefSeq, a predicted model, not a curated record
AUGCCAACCUACGCCGCGACACUUCCCCUUGAUGCGGUUAUGGUGGCGGCGCAGAGCCAAAAGACAGUCCGAGCUGCGUUGACAGAGCCCGUGCUUGCACCGGUGGAGGGGAAGGGGUGCCUGUACAGGGCGCUGUCGUGUAUCGCUGCCACAAGUCAAGCUAAGCUCACUGAGCGCUUCGCAACAACGUCCAUUCCACUGGGAGUGCACCUCGAUGUGGUGGUAGUGGCAGGCAUGAGAAACCUUUCCAAUGCGCUGCUGGUGCUGGUGCUGCGUCGAUAUGCCGCCGAAGGGGUGCUUCGAGAAGUCGUAGAAGACUUGAUGCGAAGCACAACAGUCGAGACAGCGGAACGUCAGAGGAUGAGGAAGUGA